Messenger RNA from Fonsecaea multimorphosa CBS 102226, 1302 nucleotides. RefSeq lists its product as uncharacterized. Gene Ontology annotation, biological process: purine nucleoside catabolic process. Bases 1 to 1302 code for a protein of 433 amino acids. Lineage: Eukaryota; Fungi; Ascomycota; Eurotiomycetes; Chaetothyriales; Herpotrichiellaceae. Gene Ontology annotation, molecular function: purine nucleosidase activity. The record is from RefSeq and is a predicted model, not a curated record. Gene Ontology annotation, cellular component: cytosol. The transcript has a single exon.
AUGGCGCCCAAGAAUCGCAUCAUCAUUGACACCGACCCCGGGGUCGACGAUGUCCUAGCCAUCUUGCUCGCCCUCGCCGCUAGCGCCGACGACCUCGAGGUGCUGCUCAUCUCGAUUACCUUUGGCAAUGUUGAUGUACGCUCCUGCUUACGCAACGUCGUCGCCAUCUUCCAUGUCCUGGAGAAGGAAAUUGCAUGGCGCAAGGAGCAGGGCAGACCAGUCGGAUUCGAAGGGCUCACCAAAUUCAAGCCGAUCGUGGCCAUCGGCGCAGACGAACCCCUGCAGGAUCGCAUCGAGAGCGCUGAUUAUUUUCAUGGUACCGAUGGAUUGGCCGGAACACAUACAAGUCAUCCCCAUUUCUCGCCCGAGGAGAGUUGGAACAAGCUGUUCGAGCAACCUCCACCGGACCAUUUCAUCACCGAGAAGGCCAAGCCUGAAGUCGAUCUCGAGGAAGACACAAAUGCAUUCGUCCCUUCCCUCGAGCCUGCCCAUAAGGAGAUCCUUCGGCUGCUACGGGAGAAUGAACCGGAUACGAUCACCCUGAUUGCCAUCGGCCCGCUCACCAACUUUGCUCUGGCCGCGGCCGAAGAUCCAGAGACCUUUGUGCGAUGCAAGGAAGUUGUCACCAUGGGUGGCACAGUCGACGGGAUCGGCAACGUCACGCCUGUAUCGGAAUUCAACGUCUAUGCGGAUCCCUAUGCUGCUGCUCGUGUGUAUGCGCUAUCGUCACCCAUCCCAGCGAGCACAAUGCCUAUUGCCACAGAAGGGGAACGCAGCUUCCACCUCUUGCAAUACCCUGCGCGUCUGUCCAAACAGCUGAAGCUCACACUCAUGAGUCUGGACAUUACGGAAUACCACAUGCUAAGCCGCGGCGAGUUCAACACCUCUGCCAAGCCUCAUCUCGAAGCCGGCUCGCCGCUCGCGGCGUGGAUGACGGCUUUCAUGACCCCCAUGCUAGACAAGAUGGAACGGCUGCACAUCGGCCACGAGGGCGAAGGCGCCGCUCUGGCCCUGCAUGAUCCGCUGUGCGUCUGGUAUGUGCUGACGCACGACGAUCCAUCUUGGAAAGCGAGCGCGCGCAGUCCCGAGGAUAUCCGAAUCGAAACGGCCGGCCAGUGGACUAGAGGCAUGACGGUGGGCGACAAACGAGCCAGACGGAGGAGGAACUCGGAUGGUGAGGUGCCUCAUGACAGAGGCAACUGGCUAGGCAACAAGAGUGGCAAUCGGGUGUACAGGAUGCUUGAGAGUCCGGGCAGGGAGGAAGCCUCGAAAUACCUGAUGAAGGCGAUUUUCGGGGCUUGA